This is a messenger RNA of Bipolaris maydis ATCC 48331, 801 nucleotides long. Its product is annotated as actin cortical patch SUR7/pH-response regulator pali. NCBI's taxonomy places the organism in Eukaryota, Fungi, Ascomycota, Dothideomycetes, Pleosporales, Pleosporaceae. The record is from RefSeq and is a predicted model, not a curated record. Gene Ontology annotation, biological process: fungal-type cell wall organization. Gene Ontology annotation, cellular component: plasma membrane; cell cortex of cell tip.
AUGGGUAAGACUAGUCGCACCGUGUGCAUUGCCCCGCCUUUGCUGCUCACAUUUGCGUCUUUGAUCUGCUUUCUCGUUAUUGCGUUGGCGCAAGUUUCUGCUGGUGGUCACAGCACUUCACUCCAGCGAGAUCUCUACUUCUUCAAAGUAGAUACGAGCAGGAUGAUCCUUAGUUCCCAAAGUUUGCUGGAUUAUCUCCCCGACAGUAUCGUUGGCAUCCAGGUUCCUGACGCCCAUCAAACCGUAGAAAAGUCCCAGAAUAUAAAAGACUUUUACGCGGUUGGCCUCUUCGGUUACUGCGAGGGUGACAUUGACACCGAAACAACUAGGAAGGAGGUAGUCACGUACUGCAGCGAUUGGAAAUUGCCAUUCUCUUUCGACCCUGUAGCUGUCUGGCAGCUGGAAAACACAAGCGUGCAAGCGAACCUAGGGGACCGAUUUACUAAGGGCAUGGAUAUAUACAGAAAAACGAUAGAGUCGACACAUUACGUCUUCAUAGCCAUGUUAGCGUUGAAUUUAUUGGAAUGCAUAGCGGGGAUACUUGCCGUGAAGGGCAGAUUGUACAGUUUGUGCACAACCAUUAUUGCCUUUUUGCAAACUAUGCUUGCCAUUACGACAGCAGUAGUAGCGAUGAUCACCUAUAUCAUGCUGAAGGGUGUGUUUGAGUCGGUCUUGCGCCCUUACAAUGUUGAGGGAUCUCUGGGACUUUCCUUGUUUUCUGUUCUCUGGUUUGGUGUCGCCUGCUCCAUUGCAUCGAGUUUCUUCUGGUCCUGGAGUGUCUGCUUUUGCUCUGGCAAAUGA